This is a messenger RNA of Pedinophyceae sp. YPF-701, 2703 nucleotides long. The record is from the annotation of a GenBank genome assembly. Lineage: Eukaryota; Viridiplantae; Chlorophyta; Pedinophyceae.
AUGCGCCCCGCGAUGCGCCGCGGCGCCGUGGCGCACGCGUCGGGCAUGCGUAGCGUGUCUGCGAAGGCGUCGUCCCUGGCUGGCCUCGCCGCGCCCCCCGUGCGCGCCGCCCUGGGGCGCUCCGGGCUCAACCGCGCACCGGGUGGGCCGUCCGUGCGCCGCGCGGGCCUGGGGAGCGCCCCGCGGACGUCCCGCGACAGGCGGGAGGAUACCUCAGUCGUCUGUCGCGCCGAGGGCCCGGAAUUCAACCCGCAAAGCGUCACCGUGACGAUCGGGGGCCGCGAGCUCACGCUCGAGACCGGAGAGGUCGGCAGGCAGGCGGAUGGUUCGAUCAUGGCCACCGAGGGGGAGACCGUCAUCCUGACGACGGCCUGCGCGGGCAACGCCAUGGGCGACGGCAGCUUCGUGCCCUUCCAGGUCCAGUACCAGGAGCGGUUCUCCGCGGCCGGGCGCACGUCGGGCGGCUUCAUCAAGCGCGACGGCAAGGCCAAGGAUCCCGAGGUGCUGACGUCGCGGCUGAUCGACCGCCCCCUGCGGCCGCUGUUCGACGAGGGCUGGCAGUUCGACACGCAGGUGCUGUCGUGGGUGCUGUCGUACGACGACACCGCCGCGCCGGAGCCGAUGGCCAUCACGGCGGCGGCGACGUCGCUGCUGAUCAGCAGCAUCCCGUUCCGCAAGUCCGUGGUGGGCGUGCGCGUGGGGAUGGACCGGGAGAGCGGCGCGUUCAUCGUGAACCCGACGACGGAGCAGAUGCGGGACUCCCCCCUGGAUCUGAUGCUGGCGGGGACGCGGGACGCGAUCUUGAUGAUCGAGGGUUACUGCGAGCUGCUGACGGAGGCGCAGAUGCUGGAGGCGAUCGAGAGCGGGCACGCGGAGAUCUCGCGCGUCGCGAAGGAGAUCGAGGCGUGGGCUGCGGGCGUGGGCAAGGAGAAGCGCCAGGACGGGUGGAAGCAGAACGAGGAGCUGCAGCGCAAGGUGGAGGAGAUGGCGGCGGAGGAGUUCCGGAAGAUCUACAAGGGGCCGAACCAGAAGAAGGUCCGCGCGAAGGCCAUCCGGCAGCUGAAGGAGUCCGUCACGCAGAAGCUGACUCCGUUCGUGGUGCAAGAGAACCUCCCGUCUGACCCCGAGGCCCUCGCGUUCCUCGCAAUGGAGCACGUCGCGGUCGAGGACAUGGACGAGGACGACAUUUUGACCGACGACGAGGAGAAGCCGGCCGCGGAGAGCGUCCCGCCGGACUUCUCGAUCGACUCGAUGACCGACAUCAAGAUUGCCCUCAAGAAGUGCGAGUCGAGCGUGAUGCGCAGCCUCGUCCUGGAGGAGGGCCUGCGCGCGGACGGGCGCGACAUCACGGCGAUCCGCCCCAUCGCGGCGCGCUGCGGCCUCCUCCCGCGCACGCACGGCUCCGCGCUGUUCACGCGCGGCGAGACGCAGAGCAUCGCCGUGUGCACGCUCGGCGACAAGAGCUCGGCGCAGCGGCUGGACUCGAUGCAGCUCGACGCGCAGGACUGGGAGGCGGAGCACUCGCGGUUCAUGCUGCAGUAUUUCUUCCCGCCGUCGAGCGUGGGCGAGACGGGGCGCUUCGGGCCGCCGGGGCGGCGCGAGAUGGGCCACGGGAAGCUGGCGGAGCGCGCGCUGGUGCCGGUGCUGCCGGACGGGGACGACUUUCCGUACGUGAUGCGCGUGGAGUCGACGAUCACGGAGUCGAACGGGUCGUCGUCGAUGGCGUCGGUGUGCGGGGGGUGCCUCGCGCUGCAGGACGCGGGCGUGCCGAUCAAGGCGCCCGUGGCGGGCGUGGCGAUGGGGCUCGUGCUGGAGCCGGACGGGCGCUUCACGGUGCUGUCGGACAUCCUUGGUUCGGAGGACGCGCUGGGAGAUAUGGAUUUCAAGGUUGCGGGGACCAUGGACGCGGUGACGGCGUUCCAGAUGGACAUCAAGGUCGAGGGCAUCACGGUCGACAUCAUGCGCCAGGCGCUCGAGCAGGCGCGCGUCGGGCGCCGGCAUAUCAUCGAGGAGAUGUCCAAAGCAGACCCCCCCCCCAAGAACGAGAUGUCCGACCGGACCCCGCGCCUCGCGCGGCUCGCGAUGCCCGCCGCGAAGAUCCCCGCGCUGAUCGGACCGCAGGGCAAGAUCAUCAAGGCGCUCACCGCCGCCGCGGGCGUCUCCAGCAUCCAAAUGGACCAGGAUUUGGAGACGUGCGAGAUCUGCGCGCCGGACCGCGCCAGCCUCGAGAGGGCGCUGAACCUGAUCCAGGUCAUGACGGCGGAGCCGCAGCCGGGCCAGAUUUACCGCAACGCGCGCGUGGACGGCGUGUCGGCGUUCGGAGUGUUUGUGGAGAUCCUGCCCGGGAAGAGCGGGCUGGUGCACAUCUCGGAGCUCGACACGUCGCACGUCGCGGACGCCGGCGAGAUGUUUGAGAAGGGGGACAAGAUGGACGUGAUGCUGAUGGAGAUCCUCGACAACGGCAAGAUGAAGCUGUCGCGGAAGGAGGUGCUGCAGCACGACAAGAAGGGCACGCCGACGAGCCCCGAGCUCGACGCGAGCCUCGCGUUCGAGGCCAUGCCGGCCGUGGAGGGCCGCGGUGGCAACGGCCGCGGCGGCGGGGGCGACGGGAACGGGCGCAACAAGCAGCGGGAGAAGCCCAAGGAGAAGGUGCCGGAGAAGACGCCGCCGCCGCCGCUGGCUGGGCCCCCGAAGCGCGAGUAG